CUCCAGACAAAGCACGCACAGACACAACAACAACUAAGAAGAACUAGUUCACGCCGCAACACAACAACACUCCCAUAUUCACCUUUUUUCUCUCAUCGGAGAGAAUAGGGUGGCGCAUGCACACACCACUUUUUUAUGAUCUCUCUCUCUCUCUCUCUCUCUCUCUCUCUCUAUAUAUAUAUAUAUAUAUAUAUAUAUAUAUAUGUUCACUAUCACACGUUAUAUAAUGCAUAGAGGGACACAUAAGCCACCAAGCCAAACCUCAGAGUCUCACACGUUGUAGAGCUGCAUUCAUAGGAAUCUCAAAUCUCAAUGGUCCUGAAAAGGAACCAAGGGUGGUGUGAGAGGAGCACAUUCAAUGUAGAUGUUUUUGGUUUUUGAGUUUCUGGGAGUGGAGAUCAAGUUGGCCCGAGAUCUUCAAUCUGUUUGAUUGUUGCAAAGUGUCAUCCUUUCUUCUGAUUGAUAUAUCUUUUGGUAGUGUGACUUCAACUUGGUUUAUCUUUUUGUCAUUGAGAAAUGUUGACUUGCAUAGCGUGUACCAAGCAACUCAACAAUGGAUCUCUUCGCCAAGAAGAGGGGGAAGAAGCUGUUCACACUCCCAGCACCAAGCAAGCCAUCAAGGCUCUCACUUCUCAGAUCAAGGACAUGGCAGUGAAGGCUUCUGGGGCAUAUAAGAGCUGCAGGCCAUGUUCAGGAUCUUCAAAUGGUAACAGGAAUAGGAAGUAUGCAGACUCAGAUAUGGGGUCAGAUUCAGCAAGGUUCAACUGGGCCUACCGAAGAACCGGGAGCUCCAAUUCAACCCCAAGGAUGUGGGGGAAGGAAGUGGAAAAUGGUAGGGUGAAAGGGCUUUCAAGUGGAGAAGGAACACCAGCAUCAGUGAGUGGACGAACUGAGUCAGUGGUGUUCAUGGAGGAGGAUGAGCCUAAGGAGUGGAUUGCACAAGUUGAGCCUGGUGUGCUUAUUACUUUUGUUUCAUUGCCUCAGGGAGGGAAUGAUCUCAAGAGGAUACGGUUCAGUCGUGAAAUGUUUAAUAAAUGGCAAGCUCAGAGGUGGUGGGCAGAGAAUUAUGACAAGGUCAUGGAAUUGUACAAUGUUCAAAGGUUCAAUCAGCAAGCAGUUCCUCUUCCAACCCCACCUAGAUCUGAAGACGAGAGCUCAAAGAUUGAAUCUGCUAGGGACAGUCCUGCCACUCCUCCACUCAGCAAAGAACGUGCACCCCGGCAUUUUCACCAUCCAAUGGGAAUGGGCUACUCCUCAUCAGAUUCACUGGAUCGCCACCAAAUGCAACCCCACCCUUGCUAUGAAACAAGCGGUCUGGCAUCAACACCUAAUCUUUCCAACAUUAGUGCACCAAAGACCGAAAGAUCAUCCCUUGAUGGUUCUGUAAGGACCAGUUCAUCUGGAGAAGAUCACUCGGGCGAGUUUUCAAUCAGCAAUGCCAGUGAUAUGGAAACUGAAUGGGUUGAACAGGAUGAACCAGGAGUAUACAUCACUAUCAGAGCACUGCCAGGUGGAACCAGAGAACUCAGACGUGUCCGGUUCAGCCGAGAAAGGUUUGGAGAAAUGCAUGCGAGAUUGUGGUGGGAAGAGAACCGUGCUAGGAUACAAGAACAAUACUUGUGAUGACUGUGACUGUAGAAGAGUCUUUACACAGACAACUGCUUCAGCAGGCUAACACGGUACAGCUUGAAAGCUUUACAACAGUGUUGGGCAUUCUAGAUCCAGUUACCUUCUUUCUGGUGGAUAAUUUGCAUGUAACUGCAACUUUCAACUUUGUAAUUGUAGUUCACUUUAGAAGUGGAGAAAUGCAGGUGUUGGGAAAUACUAAACUAUGAUAGUGAUAUUUUAGUUUUAGUUAACUUGUUCCUUCCUUUGUCAUUCAAAUGUUUUCCAUCUUGUAUGAAUUUUGAACUAUUCCUAGUGAGAUAACAAGUUUGGUUCUCUCAAAAUA
Messenger RNA from Glycine soja, 1951 nucleotides. RefSeq names its product protein Brevis radix-like 2. The transcript has 6 exons. NCBI's taxonomy places the organism in Eukaryota, Viridiplantae, Streptophyta, Magnoliopsida, Fabales, Fabaceae. Bases 517 to 1623 code for a protein of 368 amino acids. The record is from RefSeq and is a predicted model, not a curated record.